This is a messenger RNA of Cuculus canorus (common cuckoo), 3596 nucleotides long. It is a transcript of the gene GLB1, whose product is annotated as galactosidase beta 1. Gene Ontology annotation, molecular function: beta-galactosidase activity. Gene Ontology annotation, biological process: carbohydrate metabolic process. The record is from RefSeq and is a predicted model, not a curated record. NCBI's taxonomy places the organism in Eukaryota, Metazoa, Chordata, Aves, Cuculiformes, Cuculidae. Bases 1 to 1827 code for a protein of 608 amino acids. The transcript has 16 exons. Gene Ontology annotation, cellular component: vacuole.
AUGGAAGAUCAGAGUGGCCGAAUUGCUACAGAUAUAAGUGAAAUAUGGGAACAAACAAAAAUACUACAUGAGAUCAUCUUCUCUCUUCAUAGAUAUGUUCCGUGGAACUACCAUGAAACCCAGCGGGAUGUAUAUAAUUUUUCUGGUGACAAAGAUCUGGAGUAUUUCCUGCAGCUUGCUAGCGAGAUCGGUUUGCUGGUUAUCCUAAGAGCUGGACCUUACAUCUGUGCGGAAUGGGACAUGGGAGGUCUUCCUGCAUGGCUGUUGGAGAAGAAGUCUAUUGUUCUCAGGUCUUCUGAUUCAGAUUACCUGGCAGCAGUAGAGAAGUGGAUGGGUGUCUUGUUGCCAAAGAUGAGGCCUCACCUCUAUGAAAAUGGAGGUCCGAUCAUCAUGGUGCAGGUAGAGAAUGAGUAUGGAAGCUACUUCGCUUGCGACUAUGACUACCUGCGUUUCCUUCUAAAGCUAUUUCGCCAGCAUCUUGGGGAUGAGGUGGUGCUGUUCACAACUGAUGGUGCAAGCCAGUUUCACUUGAGAUGUGGAGCUCUUCAGGGUCUUUACGCAACGGUGGACUUUGCCCCAGGUGGCAAUGUCACGGCAGCAUUCUUAGCUCAAAGGGGCAGUGAACCUAUGGGCCCUUUGGUUAAUUCUGAGUUUUAUACUGGAUGGUUGGAUCACUGGGGGCACCGUCAUUCUGUUGUGCCUGUACAAACUAUAGCUAAAACCCUUAAUGAAAUCCUGUCACGUGGUGCUAACGUUAACCUGUACAUGUUUAUAGGAGGGACUAACUUUGCCUAUUGGAAUGGUGCUAACAUGCCCUAUAUGCCGCAGCCCACUAGUUAUGACUAUGAUGCUCCACUGAGUGAAGCAGGAGAUCUGACAGAAAAAUAUUUUGCCUUAAGGGAAGUCAUUGGUAUGUAUAAGCAGUUACCAGAAGGUCUUAUACCUCCGACAACACCCAAAUUUGCAUAUGGGAAGGUUCGCUUACAGAAGGUGGGCACUGUGGUGGAAGUUCUUGACAAACUGUCAUCUGCAGGACCAGUGAAAAGCACUUAUCCAUUAACCUUUGUUGAUUUAAAGCAGUAUUUUGGGUUUGUACUGUACAGAACUACGCUUCCAAAAAACUGUACAGAGCCAACACAGCUGUCUUCACCUUUCAACGGAGUCCAUGAUCGUGCCUAUGUCUCUGUUGAUGGGGUUCCUCAAGGUGUCCUUGAAAGGGACGAUUCACUUAUGAUAAAUAUAACUGGGAUGGCUGGAGCCAAUCUGGACAUCUUGGUAGAAAAUAUGGGCCGAGUCAACUUUGGUAGAUACAAUAAUGACUUUAAGGGUCUAGUUUCAAAUUUAAGUCUUGGUGAAGAUAUACUUGUUGAAUGGGAAAUCUAUCCUCUAGACAUAGAUGGAGCAGUGAACCAUGACUUUAUUGGCCACCUUGUUCAACCAAGGAGAUCUCUUCGCAAUCCAUCAAGUUAUGAAGUACCUACAUUUUACACUGGUAGGCUUUCGAUUCCUGAAGGGAUCCCAGACUUGCCUCAAGACACCUAUGUCAAGUUUCCUGGCUGGACAAAGGGGCAAAUUUGGAUCAAUGGAUUUAAUCUUGGUCGCUACUGGCCUGCCCGUGGUCCCCAGCUGACCCUUUUUGUUCCAAGGAAUAUACUUGUUUCAUCGAUGCCAAACAACAUAACAGUGUUGGAGCUGGAACAUUCUCCUUGCAGCACCUGGUCAUGCGAGAUCGAAUUUGUAGACAAACCUAAUAUCAACGCAACCACACAGUCUGAAAAUUAUGCCCCCCAACUCUUUGCUAGAGGUGUAUGGCAGAACCGUCUAUAAUGAUUUGAGUAUUUCCUUAUCUUCCCCUUGCUUUGCUUCUCUUUCCCUCAAACCAUACUUCCCUUUUUUAAAGACUCAGUGUUAAUCAGUGAGUUGUUUAACUAAGGCAAUUUAUAAAAUCCUUCAAAGACCUUUUUUUGUUUUUAAAUUGGCCAGAGUUAAAUACUGACAUUCUCUUAAAAAAUAAAAUGUGUAACUUCAGAGUUAGCCUUGGACUGUGAAAUUGAACUCAACUGGAAGAUAACGUUUGCAUCAGUCUGCUAAAAAUAUAGUCCUUGUAGGCUGCAUAUAUUACAGGAACCCUCUUAGACUUUUUCUUUCACCGUGUUUUGCAGCUGGAAAGGAGCCCUCAAAAAGGAUGUGCAGUCCUGCUGGUUUGCUGGUUUCACUCAUAUGGACUGGUAGAUUAGACACUUUCAGCUGAUUUUAUCAUCUGGUUGGUAUCAAUGUCAUGUCAGUCUGAAUGGGGUCACUGCCAAUGUUCGGCAGACCUCAUUUUUUUUUUCACUUCUAUGCAAGCGACCCUAGAAAAAUUUCACUUGGUUUCUUAUGGGAGCGGUAAAAAUGACUGUGAAAGAGAGCUGGUCUGAACAGCAGUAACAUGGAGAGGGACCUUGUAGUCUGCAUUUGUCCUCUCUUGGAAAGCCAAUUUACUGCUUCCCUUCUGCUAUCUCUGAAGACUUUAAGUAAAUUGAUAAGUAGAAGGACAUACCUAAGAUUUAGUCCAUUUUGAUUGGCCUAUAGCCUCUGAUUAACCUGCCUAUGUGGAAUGUAGUCUUAAAAUGAGUCUGUUUUCCUUUAGUGGAACUUUUUUCUUUUAUUUCUUUUUUUUCUAAUGGGCUUGCAGUACCUGUUUUUCAUAGGCCAGCACUUUGGAAGUAGGAAGCUUUAAGUUAAAUAAUUUUAAUUCUCUUUUAGCCAUUUAUUUACAUAAUGUAUUUUGUUCCAGUAAACUGAUGAUUCUUUUAAGUGCCUAAUAUUUGCAAAGAUGCACAAUCUGUCAGUAAAGCUGACUUCCUGCAGCAGACAGAAGUCACCAUCCCUGGAGGCAUUUAAACAAUGUGGUGCUUAGGGACAUGGUUUAGUGGUGAGCCGGCAGUGUUAGGUUUACAGUUGGACUUGAUCUUAAAGAUAUUUUCCAACCUAAAUGACCUGUGAUUCUGUGAUUUUUUUUUUUUUUUUUUUUAUUACUGUGGUUUUGAUGUCAAUCAUGCAAACUCCUUGGUGAGAUUUAAAUGAGAAAAGACUAAGUUGAUGGAAUCAAGCACUUUCAUAAUCUAUGGUUUCUUCCUUAGAUUUUUGUCUAAUGUUAUUAAAAUGGUUCUUUAAAAAUUAAAUCGUACUUCUGUGUGUUUGAAAAGGAAAAAGGAGAGGAGAAAGAGUUAUGAGCAGUUACAGUAUUAAGGGAGAAAUGAGGUUGUAACAUCACGGACAAGGAGGUAUUCUUGUUGAUGUCUUGUUUGUUUUCUGUUAUGAAGAUCUGUGCGAAGUAAAGCAAAACAAAGUAGCUGUAAAGGGCUAUGUGGACCCUGGAGAUGCCACUCUUCUCAGAGAUGCAGACACUGACUAUUUCUUCUCAGCUGAUGAGGACUGAUACUGUCUCUGGAGGAGAGAGUGAAAAGGGGCACCACUCACUUGAGCGUCUACAUCUCUGCUGUGUGUUUGACAUGUUUGAUGGGCAGACGUGUGGUUCUCUUGAGCCAGAGAGCUUCUAUUCUUAAAUUCUCACCUCAAAUGCAAAGUCUAAUGGCUGUGGGCUGUUUUCAAUA